AUGCUUAACGCGGGCGGUAUUACGAUGAAGUCCCUAAUUAUGUGCCUGCAACUUUCACGCCUGGCCGAAACAAUGUCCGUGCUGGAUGAAAUGGACGAACGACUGAAGGAUGAUACCGAUCGCAGAAAGAUUCACAAAGCUAUUUCUACUUGCAACUAUGUCUGCGGGCUUUACAGCGUGUUCUAUGUGGGCUAUAACUUGUCCAUGCUAGUGACUACAAUAUUCAGCAGUCAACCCCCAUGGCUGAUCUAUAAUCCGUUCUUGGAUUGGCGGAACGGAACCGUUCAACUCUAUCUGCAAACAUUACUUGAGUUCACAGCCCUAAAUAUUGCUGUGUUUAUGAAUAUUGUAUUGGACACCAGUCCUAUCAUUUGUAUGAUUGCAUUUCGAGCUCACGUCGAAAUUUUGAAGGAUCAUUUACGCAAUCUACGCACCGACCCGAACAAGACUGAGGCUGAGAACUACAAAGAGCUCGUGAAUGGCAUUAAAUACUACAAGCUGAUCGUCAAAUGCUGUGACAUAAUGCGUCCCAUUAUGUCCCGCACGAUCACUACACAGUUUAUGCUAAUCGGUGCUGUGCUAGGCCUAACUAUGGUCGGCGUGAUGUAUUCCUCUGAUAUAUUCUUGAAAAUUUCAUCGAUCAUAUUGGUCAUAGCUCUGUUAUUGGAGACAUUUCCGUUUUGUUUCCUUUGCGAUUCUUUAGUAGAGGACAGCAAUGAUUUGUGCAACAUUUUGGGCCAAUCCUAUUGGAUCGAUGCGGAGCGCAGAUACAAGUCUACGUUAAGGAUUUUCAUGCAGCAGGUGCAACAGCCGAUCAUAUUCAUUGGAUUCCGCACUAUUCGAAUAUCAGUGAACAGUAACAUUAAGGUGGCCAAGUUCGCAUUCAGCGUCUUAACUGUGGUGAAGCGCAUGAAUCUGUUCGAGCAGUUUGAAUAG
Messenger RNA from Drosophila arizonae, 936 nucleotides. RefSeq names its product odorant receptor 59b-like. Gene Ontology annotation, cellular component: plasma membrane. The record is from RefSeq and is a predicted model, not a curated record. NCBI's taxonomy places the organism in Eukaryota, Metazoa, Arthropoda, Insecta, Diptera, Drosophilidae. Gene Ontology annotation, molecular function: olfactory receptor activity; odorant binding. Gene Ontology annotation, biological process: detection of chemical stimulus involved in sensory perception of smell; sensory perception of smell.